UAAACAAUAACACCUUCUCAAUUACAUCGAACCUUCCUCAUUCGGAUUUAGGAGUUAGUAGUCAAGCUUCCACUGCCCCUAAAGUGAUGGGAGCAUUAUCCUCAACCUGUCUAACCCGUAUAUGCUACAACUGGUACAACGUAGGAACAACCCCUACUAAUUUGAGUCAUGAAAGAAUAUCCUUCAGUCAAGGGGUUACAUCGAGUGUUCCAGUUACAACAAACGCGCCAACAAAAUCUGAAAAUAAUUCUGUGUCGAAUAGGAAUGAAGACUCAAAACAGAAAGCAUUAUGCCUAUCUGGAAUUCAAGAAAACAAAACGAUGCUACGCCUACAUCAAUUUGAUGAUAUAUCUAGCAUGCAACAAUUUCAGCAGGAAAAGGAAAACAAAUCAAAAAUUGAAUAUGUCCCUAUCAACACCUGUGAUAAUAAGACAAUAAAAUCAAGCUUAACUUCCCCCUUUAUUCUCCAUAUACCAACCUCCAUCAACCCAUCCUCAGUGGCACAUUUAACUAAACUCGUAUGCCGGCCUUGUCUCCACCAUCCAAACGGGUCU
Striga asiatica is the source of this 554-nucleotide messenger RNA. The record is from the annotation of a GenBank genome assembly. Lineage: Eukaryota; Viridiplantae; Streptophyta; Magnoliopsida; Lamiales; Orobanchaceae.